GUAACCUCGUUCAAGAAUUUUUUUGGUUAUAAUUAUGUAGUAUUUAUUAUUUUUGAUUACACUAAAGCGAACUUCUUAAUGAAGUCUCGCAAAAUUGAAAAAAGAAAAUACUUGAACAAAAAUAACGAACAAGUGUCAUGUGUGGGAGAAUAAGUAGAUUUUAUUUAAUUAUUUAAAGUUUAUAAGUAUGUUUGUCAAUCAACGGCGAAUAAAACAAAUCGGAUUUCUAAUUGUAUGUAUAAUAAUCGUCUUAGGAGUCUACCAGACUUUAGUUACGACGGAACAUGUUCCAACGAUUGCAAUGACUCGCAAACGUAUAUUAAUAGAAGCUCAAGAAAAAAAUAUCAACCUUAACAAUGAAGUGAAUGAAGCGAAUGAAUUCCUUGACCUUCAGAAUACUAAAGCUCGUCUUAAAGAACUAGAGGAAAAAGUUCACCAAAUGGAAUCGAAGAUAGAUAAUCGUGUGCCCAAACAAUUUCCCAGUGUGAAAUUUUUGAAUUACAAAAACCGAAGAAGGAUUUUGGUCACGGGAGGAGCAGGUUUCGUAGGAUCUCAUUUGGUAGAUCGUCUGAUGCUUGAAGGACAUGAGGUCAUUGUGGUUGAUAAUUUUUUUACUGGAAGAAAAAGAAAUGUGGAACAUUGGGUGGGACAUGAGAAUUUUGAACUGGUUCAUCAUGACAUCGUCAGACCAGUUUAUUUAGAAGUAGAUGAGAUUUAUCAUCUAGCCAGUCCAGCUAGUCCACCUCAUUAUAUGCAUAAUCCUGUUAAAACACUCAAAACAAAUACUAUUGGGACUAUUAAUAUGUUAGGUCUUGCUAAACGAGUUGGUGCCAAGGUAUUAAUUGCAAGCACUUCAGAAGUGUAUGGAGAUCCAAUGGAACAUCCUCAAUCAGAGACUUAUUGGGGUCACGUAAAUCCAAUAGGUCCAAGAGCUUGCUACGAUGAAGGAAAGCGUGUAGCUGAAACACUCAGUUAUGCUUACAUGCGUCAAGAGAACAUUAAAGUACGUGUCGCACGGAUUUUUAAUACCUUUGGACCACGAAUGCAUAUGAAUGACGGCCGAGUCGUGUCAAAUUUCAUUCUUCAAGCAUUACAAAACGACUCAAUAACAAUUUAUGGUAAUGGAGAACAAACCAGGUCGUUUCAAUAUGUUUCGGAUUUAGUCGAUGGGCUUGUUGCUCUUAUGGCAUCUAAUUAUACUCAGCCAAUUAAUAUUGGAAAUCCUGUGGAACAUACAAUUGAAGAGUUCGCAAUGAUUAUCAAGGACUUAAUAGGAGGUACUAGUAAAAUAAUCCGAUUAGCUGCUGUUGAAGAUGAUCCACAACGACGAAAACCAGACAUCAGUCGCGCCAAAAAAUACCUCAACUGGGAACCUAAAAUUACUUUGACUGAAGGUUUGAAAAAAACCAUUUCUUAUUUCGUUAAAGAAUUACAACGGACAAAACACUUGCAAAAAGAUAUGGCAAGAAUACCAUUUGUUAAUGAUCAUGAUAUCGUAGAUCAGUUGUAAUUUAUAUAUGAAAAAACAUGAUAUUAGCGUACAUUGUUAAGACGUAAUCAUCAGAUAUUGAUAAAGCUUUAUUUUAUAUUAUUUUUAUUUUUUGGGUUUUGUAGAUAGAAAACAGUAAUAUUUUAUACAUCGAAAAUAUUUGUGAACCAACUUUAAUCUACCAUCAUAAAAAAUUUAAUAUCUUGUAUGUUUGGAUGCAUGUUGUAAAUAUAUUUAUUAUUAUUUAGAUAAUAAUUAAAGAAUGUAAAACAUCAUUUAUUUGAACGAGAUGCAGGUGUUAACUUGAAUAAGUUGGAAACAGAAUAUACUAUAGUUUUUGUGAUAUGAACUAAUGACGUUUAUUUUUUUUUUGUCGUAAAAGAGUAUCUAAAUUACUAUCUUGCAUGACUGACGAUCAAUCAUUUACACAUUAUAAGGAUUAUGGUACACGUAAUCACUAAUAGCUGUGUGAUAAAGUAAAAAAAUCAGAGGUGGAAAAAUAUAGAUCAACUACCAUCAAAAUUUACUGAAAUUAUAUUAUGUCACAAUAAAUGAUCAAUUUUGAUAUUCUAAAAAUA
Chelonus insularis is the source of this 2067-nucleotide messenger RNA. RefSeq names its product UDP-xylose synthase (gene Uxs). The record is from RefSeq and is a predicted model, not a curated record. The transcript has 5 exons. Gene Ontology annotation, cellular component: cytoplasm. Gene Ontology annotation, biological process: D-xylose metabolic process. The coding region runs from base 188 to 1510 and encodes 440 amino acids. Lineage: Eukaryota; Metazoa; Arthropoda; Insecta; Hymenoptera; Braconidae. Gene Ontology annotation, molecular function: NAD+ binding; UDP-glucuronate decarboxylase activity.